CGCCCUCUCCCUGCUCACUCUCCUUUCUAGGCGCCAAGACCCGAGUGUGGGUUCUCAGAGGACUCCCUGCCAGAGGUGUCAUGUGGCCAUUGUACAGCUGGGGAAACUGAGACACAGGGGCCAGAAGGCAGGCCCAGGCUAUGCAGCCAGGGAUGGUAGAACGAGACUUGCACCCGGGCAACCUGAACCCAGAAUCUGACCUCUUUGCCCCUUAGCUAAGCCACUUCAGGUCCCCCACCCCUCACCCCCACCUUGACUCAUUUGGGUUCAAGCACCCGUGGUGUGGCAGAAGGAACCUGAGCCUGGAAGUAGGGAGCCAUUGGGCCCACUUCUGCUGUCAGCUUACUGUGGGACCUCGACCUUGGCCCAGCCACUGUAUCCCUCGGGGCCCCAGCGUCCUUAUCUGUAACAGGUUGGGUGGUUAUACGAGAAAAGAAAAAGAAGUAGAAGAUGCCAAGAAAGAAACAUGGGGGUAUUAGAUGAAGGCAUCACCCUUUGUAGGAGCCCUUGUCCUCAUUCCAUGGAGGGGGCAUUGCCUCUGCUGUUCUCACUGUAAGUCAGUGAGGCCAGUCGGGACAGUCGCCAGCAGCCUUGUCUGUCACCUUGAGCAGCCAUCCCAGUCAUGGAGGUGAUGCCGUCUGUCCGGGGCCCCACCUCAGGAGUGAUGCCAGUCCAGAAUCCAGCCUGGCAGCUUCUUGGUGAGGUCUGUCCUUGGGCCAGUAGGGCUCAGGGGGGCCCCCCCGCUGGUGGCCUUGGGUACCCACUGUGUGCCAUGUUGAGGGGACCGCUGGCCACAUCUCUACCCCAGGGCAGCUGGCUGGAGAGAAGGCUGCUCAGGCUAUGCUGGGUGCCAGGACGGAUGUGGCCGUGUGUUUGCUCCCAGAGCGGUGCUCCCGUGCCCUGCCUGCCCGCUGUGGGGGCCCAGGCUGAAACAAGGUCAUGCUGUGCCAGCCUGCGGUGGAGGACCUCUUUCCUCCUCCAGAACUCAGUUUGGAGGUUUCCUUCCUCAGCCCUGAAGAUGCCGUGCUUUCCUGAUGGCCUGGCCCCGCUGGGUGCCCUGUCUGGUCCGUUGCUUUCUCUUCUAACACAUGGAGGUUAAAAUACAGUUGAAUUCACGCUAAGGUCCCUUGGAUCCUUGUGGCCAUGGCGGAUCCGGGGGCCUCUCGAUGGGGUGUGUCUGUCAGCAUCCUUCAUACUUGCUUUGGUUGGUUCCUGUGCGUGGAGAGAAGUGGGAGGGGUGGGGAAAAGGUGGCUUUUGUUGGGGGAAGAAUCUGGAAUAUGAUGAGAGAUGCACCAGUAGGUAACACAAGGUGAUGGUUUUCAGGAAUUUCAGUGAGGUUUGGCUGGUAACUCGCUGCAGGCCAUUGCUUACCCCUUCUUCUCUCGGCUCUGUUUCCUCCUCUGGAAGCGACUCCUGAUGGGCCUUUGGGGGGCCCUCCAGCCCUGAUGUUUGGUGAUUCUGUGUUACCAUGGUGCUUGUUAGCAUGUGCUAAUCACGGAUUAUAACCUAGAUCAGUGAAGGCCUGCUUGCCCUGGGUCCCCCGAAUAGACUUGUAUGUGUGGGGCAGCAGACCAGCUGUGUGGUUCAAAGGGCAAGGGUGACUUGUGAGUGUGUGUGCGUGUGUUUGUGUGUGUGUGUGCACGGCUUCCUUACAGCGAGCUCUGCUGCCUCCCCUGAAGACCCAGUCUUUCCUUUCCAGGCCCCAACCCUUGCCCUGGCCCUAGCAUUUCCAAAUCCUACAGAACUGGAACCCAGUCUCCUCUGAAGAGGGGGGUUAGAAAUCUGAGCCCCCCCCCCCGAAACCAGUGGGAGCCUGAGUCCUGUCCCUGUAGGAGGAUUCUUCAGCCAUUAUGUCAACUGGCACAGAUGUUUCUCUUUCUUCAUAUGAUGAAGAUCAGAGAUCUAAACUUAUCCGAAAAGCUAGAGAGGCACCAUUUGUUCCCAUUGGAAUGGCCAGCUUUGCAGCAAUUGUUGCAUAUGGAUUAUAUAAAUUGAAGAGCAGGGGAAAUACUAAAAUGUAUGUUCACUUGAUCCACAUGCGUGUGGCAGCCCAAGGCUUUGUUGUGGGAGCAAUGACUCUUGGUAUGGGGUAUUCCAUGUAUAAGGAAUUCUGGGCAAAGCCUAAACCUUAGAAGAAGAGAAGCUGUCUCUGUUUUGUUGGUGGUGUUUGCUUUAGUUAGGCAUUUCAUAUUGAGUUUAUAUGUUUACGUUGAAAAUAAAUCAUUUGAAUGGGUCAGAUAAUAUGGUAGUUUAAGUAUUGGCUUCCUUUCUUGCAGGCUUGAUUUGCCUGGUUACCAGAUUACUAGUGACCAGUCAACUAGCUAGGUCAUUCAGGGGAGUCACAUUAGCACAAAAGAAGAAACGUGUCACUUUUAAAUGGACUGGACAGUGGUAAAUUAUGCUCCUCCUUAAACUCUUAUGAUAAAAUCAGUUAGAAAGAGGACAGUGUGCCAGUCCAGAAGUACUCCUAGUUGCUGAUUUGAUUCUAGUAUCAAAACAUGCUUUUGAUGUUAUGUAGGAAUCCCAUUUAACUUUUUUCUGCCUAUUUUGCAGAUUGAUUGGGUACUUCAGUUUUUAGGACUGGUUGGCUCUUAAUCCUUUCAGAACAGUGCUUGGAAUAUAGUAAGCUUCCCAACAACCUAAAAUACGUUUAUUUAAACUAAACCUAAAAAGCUGAUAAAGAGCUGUUUAGAAGUAGUAUUUAUUUCAGAAUCAUAGUUGUAAACAUGAGAAUAACCUAACUGUGGAUCCCAGUUUAGCUUGUUUUGUAACUGCAGAGUUAUAUUUAUGCUGCUCUUGUAUUAGAAUAAUUUUUAAAUGUUGAAAUGUGUAUUUUAAGUACUAAUGCAAAGGUUAAGUGAAAAACACUUUUUUAAAUGUAUGAAGCUUGUUUAUUUUCUCUGUAAGAAUCAUAAAUGUUAACAAAUUACCUACAGUUGAAGUGAUUGAUGAUUUACUCACAAGGUAGUUUGGUCAGACAUAAUACACAAACUUUGGUAUACUCCAGAAUGCUUUAUUACAUUUGUGAAAUUUUCUUGUCUAACCUAAAUUUAUAUUCCAUGGUGAUAACAUGGAAAAAGUAGUGUUAGUAAAGAAGGUGAAAAGAAAAAAAAA
Mustela erminea (ermine) is the source of this 3115-nucleotide messenger RNA. Its product is annotated as HIG1 domain family member 1A, mitochondrial-like. Gene Ontology annotation, biological process: mitochondrial respirasome assembly; negative regulation of apoptotic process. The transcript is spliced from 2 exons. The record is from RefSeq and is a predicted model, not a curated record. Gene Ontology annotation, cellular component: mitochondrion. NCBI's taxonomy places the organism in Eukaryota, Metazoa, Chordata, Mammalia, Carnivora, Mustelidae. The coding region runs from base 1852 to 2133 and encodes 93 amino acids.